This is a messenger RNA of Morone saxatilis (striped sea-bass), 1987 nucleotides long. RefSeq names its product cytochrome P450 2G1-like. Gene Ontology annotation, cellular component: cytoplasm; intracellular membrane-bounded organelle. Bases 151 to 1635 code for a protein of 494 amino acids. The transcript has 9 exons. Gene Ontology annotation, molecular function: oxidoreductase activity, acting on paired donors, with incorporation or reduction of molecular oxygen, reduced flavin or flavoprotein as one donor, and incorporation of one atom of oxygen; iron ion binding; heme binding. Lineage: Eukaryota; Metazoa; Chordata; Actinopteri; Moronidae. The record is from RefSeq and is a predicted model, not a curated record. Gene Ontology annotation, biological process: xenobiotic metabolic process.
CUGUUGACUUUCUUACACAGCUGCAUCCUGCAAAUCAGCAGGGCUGUCAGGGAAGGGGGUGGCUGCCCAGCAAGGAGCAGUCAGUAUUUGCUGUCUCUAAAAAGCAUCAGUCACUUCGCAGGUGAAAGUGUAUCUUCUCCUUAAUGAAGCAUGGACCUCUCUGGCACGUUGAUUUUAGCAGGGCUAAUCAUUGCUUUGCUGUGGCUGUUGAGCCUGAAGAAGAAAGAAAGCAAGUUGUGUUUACCUCCAGGACCCUCUGGCCUGCCGAUCAUAGGAAACCUGCAUCAGCUGGACAAAAAAGCUCCCUUCAAAACCCUGCUAAAGCUCAGUGAAACGUAUGGCCCUGUGAUGACUCUUUACCUGGGGAGCCAGCGCAUUGUGGUUCUGGCGGGGUACGAUGCAGUGAAGGAGGCACUGGUGGACCAAGCAGAUGACUUCACUGGCAGAGGUCCUAUCCCUUUCCUGAUGAGGGCUACCAAGGGCUAUGGUUUGGCGAUCAGUAAUGGAGAGCGCUGGCGGCAGUUGCGGCGUUUCACCCUGACAACGCUAAGAGACUUCGGGAUGGGACGCAAGGGGAUGGAAGAGUGGAUCCAGGAGGAGAGCAAACAUCUGGUGGAACGCAUAAAUCAUACCAAAGCCACACCUUUUGACCCCACCUUCUUCAUGAGCUGCACUGUGUCCAAUGUGAUCUGCUGCCUGGUGUUUGGUCAACGUUUCAGCUAUGACGACGACCACUUCCUCCACCUUCUGCAGAUAAUCUCAGACACCCUAAAAUUUGGCAGCAGUCCCUGGGGUCAGCUGUAUAAUGUCUUCCCUGGGUUGAUGGAACGGCUGCCAGGUCGACAGCACAGAGCAUUUGCCAGAAUUCAAGAACUGAGAGAGUUUAUAAUGAAUAAGAUCCAGGAGCACCAGGACACACUGGACCCCAGCUCACCCAGAGAUUACAUCGACUGCUUCCUCAUGAGACUAAUUCAGGAAAAGGAUUUCCCCACAACUGAGUUCCACUAUGAAAACUUGGUGUCAACUGUGUUUAAUCUGUACCUGGCAGGAACUGAAACCACCAGCUCAACUAUCAGAUUUGCACUAAGUGUAAUGAUUAAAUACCCCAAAAUACAAGAGACUAUGCAGCAGGAGAUUGCCAAUGUGAUUGGACAGGAGCGCUGUCCGUGCAUGGAGGAUAGGAAGUCACUCCCCUUUACAGAUGCAGUUAUCCAUGAAAUUCAGCGUCUUAUGGAUAUUGUUCCCAUGAACAUCCCUCACCACGCACUCCAGGACAUCUCUUUCAGGGGUUACACAAUUCCCAAGGACACUGUGAUUAUUCCCUUGUUGCACUCUGUGCUGAAAGAGGAAAAACAGUGGGCAACCCCUUGGUCCUUCAACCCCCAGCACUUCCUUGACCAGAAUGGCAACUUUAAGAAAAAUCCCGCUUUCUUGCCAUUCUCUGCAGGAAAGAGAGCUUGUGUCGGAGAGUCCCUUGCUCGCAUGGAGAUUUUCCUCUUUGUGGUGUCACUUCUGCAGCGUUUCACCUUGUCUUGCCCUGGUGGACCUGACAGUAUAGAUCUCAGCCCCGAGUACAGCAGCUUUGCCAAUGUGCCUCGCAGGUAUGAGAUCAUUGCAACUCCCCGGGGGGAAUGAUAUUUUACUGCAUCUUCAACUGUUCUACUGGCCUAUAACCUCCAAAUGUUUAAUGUGUAGCUCAAGCACAUUGACUUGAUAGAUUUGCAUUUGAACGGUUUAAGUGGGGCCAAAGGAAUAACAAACUGGAACUUUUUUAAUGUGAAUUUAUAUAUAUUAUUAAUAAUAUAUAAUGUAUAUUCCUGCUGGAAUACUAAUUGAAAGGUGACUUUAAAUACAGUACCUUGUGGAAACAACUCAAACAUUUCCAUAUAAUCUAUACUUUUUCAUGCUUGAUCCUCCUGUUAUUUCUCUAGAUGUUGUGAUCAGUAUUUACAUUAAAGGACAUAACAAAACAAAAUCUACAUUGUGU